GUAUAGACACAGCCGAGUGACACUUGCACAGUGUAUAAGGAGCAAGACGCACAAGGAGGCGACACAGAGAAAUCUUUCAAAAAAGUUUAUUAAGAUGGCCUACAAACAGUCACUUACAGAAGAGGAUUUCUACUGUCCUAUCUGCUGUGAUAUCUUCAAGGAUCCAGUUCUCCUAGCCUGCUCUCACAGCAUCUGCAAGGGAUGCAUACAAACCUUCUGGAACGGGAGAAGACUGCGAGAGUGUCCCAUCUGCAGAACGGUCUCCUCCAACCCUGAGCCACCACUAAACAUUGUGCUGAGAAACAUGUGUGAGCCGAUGAGAGAAGAAACGAAUGAAGAACCUCCAGUGGAGGCUGUGGGCUCCUGUAGAGUUCAUGGAGAAGCUCUUACCUUCUUCUGCACUGAAGAUCAAGAACCAGUCUGUGGAACAUGCACAAGUACCAAGCCGCAUAAGAACCAUCGUAUCCGCUCAACGAAAGAUGCAUCUCAAGACUUUAGGCAGGAGCUCCAGGUGAAGCUACAGGCCUUAAAAGAGAGACUAAGAGUCAUUAAAGCAUCAGAAGAGUCCUUUAAUGAAACGAACGAUUACAUUAAAAUGCAAAGCCAACAGGCUGAGAUUCAAAUUAAAGAAGCGUUUGAAAAGCUUCACCAGUUUCUACAAAAUGAAGAGGCAGCCAGGAUCACAGCACUGAGAGAGGAAGAGGAGGAGAAGAGAGCGAUCAUUAACAAGAAGAUUGAGGAGAUAAGAUCAGGAAUGUCAUCUCUCUCACGCAUUAUUGAGUUCAUUGAAGAACAGCUUAAAAAGACAGACUUGUUAUUUCUUGAGAAUUACAAGGCUACAGUUGAAAGGACGCAGUGUAGACUGCAAAAUCAAGUAAUCCCUUCAGGAGGGCUAAUAGAUGUCGCAAAGCAUGUGGGAAACAUAACAUUUGAAGUGUCAAAGAAUCUACAAGACAUCAUCCGAUAUACUCCAGUAACACUUGAUCCCAACACCGCCCAUAGUUAUCUGGUUGUGUCAGAUAAUCUAUCAAGUAUACUCUACGCUGAUGAGCUCCAACAGCAGCUUCCAGCAAACCCAGAGAGGUUUGUAGGCUACGCGAGUGUUCUUGGUUCUGAAGGCUUCGACUCAGGAUCUCACUACUGGGACAUUGAGGUAGGAAACAGCACAGCUUGGGCUGUGGGGGUGAUCGCCGAGUCUGCGUACAAGAACCGAAAAAAUCAUCCCAAGGCGGGCUUGUGGUAUGUGGGUUACUCUAAUGGUAAAUACGGGAAGGGCUAUUCUCCUGAAAUCCUGACACUUCUACGGGUAAGCCAGAGAAUCCAGAAGAUCAGAGUACAGCUGGAGUGGAACAAAGGAAAACUGAUAUUCACAGACUUGGGUCGUAAUGUCGUCCUGCAUGUCUUUAAAAACAUUCUUACUGAGAGAGUUUUUCCUUACUUUUAUAAUCAUUCACUACAUCCACUGAGAAUCAUGUCGGUGGAGACAUCUGUGGCAGCACACAUUUAG
Messenger RNA from Paramisgurnus dabryanus, 1507 nucleotides. It is a transcript of the gene trim35-30, whose product is annotated as tripartite motif containing 35-30. The record is from RefSeq and is a predicted model, not a curated record. Gene Ontology annotation, molecular function: zinc ion binding; protein binding. Lineage: Eukaryota; Metazoa; Chordata; Actinopteri; Cypriniformes; Cobitidae.